This is a messenger RNA of Phlebotomus papatasi, 4603 nucleotides long. Its product is annotated as follistatin-related protein 5-like. The record is from RefSeq and is a predicted model, not a curated record. Gene Ontology annotation, biological process: cell differentiation; multicellular organism development; regulation of BMP signaling pathway. The transcript is spliced from 6 exons. The coding region runs from base 378 to 2981 and encodes 867 amino acids. Gene Ontology annotation, molecular function: calcium ion binding; protein binding. NCBI's taxonomy places the organism in Eukaryota, Metazoa, Arthropoda, Insecta, Diptera, Psychodidae.
AGUUCAUCCAGCACUCUCACCCGAAGUGCACGACACUUUUAGGCAUUGGCUGUCUGAGUGAUUCCCUUUAGACAAGAGGGGGUGGUUAAGAGGAAGCUGUUCACUUGGGUCCCAAGUAUGAGCAGAGAGUCGGUUGCUCACAGUGGAAUUUAAUUAAUAUAGCUCUGAACAAAUAUUUCAUAAAUUGUACUAUAUAGAAUCUUCUGUGUGGAGAUAUUUGAGGUGUUUCACAGGCAAGUUGUGUUGUGAACAAAGAGUGGAAUUUGAAGGAGAAUUUAUCGAUUGUGCUCCCACCAUCCCUUGUGUUUUCCGCAUAGGGAUUUUAGCCUGAAAAACGGGGGGAGAGUUUGUGAAAAGUGGUGAAAGUGGUCCAAAAAAUGUUUCCCAUCAGACAUAGAACUUCCCUAUCAAUGGCCCUUGUUAGAUAUUUACACAAUUUGCUAGUUUUAAGUAUUCUCUUUGGCGUCGCAAAGUGCUUCGAUGGAUUUCCCCAGCACCAUCUUGAACGGAAGUCCAAUAUUGAUGCCACAGGAAGCAAAUCCCCAGUAUACGAUGUCAAUCAACUCAUCGUAACCAAUCCCUGUCUCGUUCACUACUGUGGUCGAGGUCAGGAGUGCGUGGUGGAUGCCUCCCAGAUGGCCAAAUGUGUGUGCCAGAGAUUCUGCACAAGGCGUCAAAAGCCCGUUUGUGGCUCAGAUGGGGAGAUGUACAGGAAUCAUUGUGAAAUGCACAGAAUGUCGUGCCUCAAGGGGAGAAAAAUCACUCUCCAGCAUCCGGAUUACUGCAGCCAGGUGACAACGAGAGCUCCUGUGACAAUGUGCACGCCACAAGAGUAUGAGAUUAUGAAGGAUAAUCUCCUGCUCUACAGCCAUGCUAGACUGAUCUCAAGCGACAACAACCACAGCAGGGACUUCCUAGUCUCCAUCAUGUUCUCCCAUUACGACCAGAACAACAAUGGACAUCUAGAGACAACAGAACUACGAGAAUUGUACCAAUUGGAGCAUCUUGAGGACCUUAGUCCCAACUGCGUCUUGAGCGACAUGCUGGUGUACGAUGACUCCAAUCACGAUGGUCACCUGAGUAUUAAUGAAUUUUACCAGGCCUUCAAUAAGAUGUACAGUGUCUCAGUGGUGUCUCUGGACAAAGUUCUGGAGACAAAUCACCUAACUGCCCGUUUGGGUGACAAUGUUGAGAUAAAAUGCGACGUCACGGGUUCUCCAGCUCCUCCAAUUGUCUGGCAACGAAAUGGGGUGGAUCUGUUGACGUUGGUGGAAGAGAAUAUUCGGGUGUUUACAGAUGGGGGUCUCUAUUUGACUCACGUUCAGCUGGUUCAUGCUGGGAAUUAUACGUGUCAUGCACAAGGGAAUGAAGAUGUUGUGCAGACGCACAUCCUUACAGUGCACACAGUGCCAAAAGUGCGUGUAAUGCCGCGAAUUCAGUCGCGAAGUUUAGGUGAGAAUGCCGAGAUGUUUUGCCAUGUGACUGGGGAGCCCUUUCCGGCCGUUGAAUGGCUCAAAAAUGACGAGGCCAUCAAAUUGGAGACACCAAAUAAAUACGAAGUCAUUGGCAAUGGAACCUCACUUCAUGUCCUCAAUAUCACCUAUUCCGACACGGGAGCUUUCAUGUGCCGUGCACAGAAUAUUGGAAGCGAAGUCAAGGACAUCAGUUCAUUGAUUGUCCAGGAGGAUGAGACACCAACUGUUCUCAUCGAGGAAAAUCGAUUUUUCGUCUUUCACAAGUACGGAGCUGCAAUCUAUGAACCUGGUGCAUGUCGUCUUGUACAUCAGAUUCAGGGUACAGACAUCAUACCUGGUACUCAGGAUACUGUUUGUGGUUUGAGUGGAUUGGGGUGUUCAUGGGGCAGGGCUAUUAAUAUUGGAACGCGUUAUAUCUACGUCAGUCAGCCCUAUAGAGAUCGGGUUUUGAUCAUUUCUACCCUUCAGAUGGUCGUAGUGGAUGUUAUAGCUACUGACCGGUAUCCAGUUGAGCUUCAUUUUGUGCCACAUUUGGAUCAGGUCUGGAUUCUCAAUUGGCGUCGUUCAGAUACUCCCUAUUCGAAAACUCUGCAAGUAAUUCGGGAUGCUGGACAGAAGAAACGCCAUCAGGCAACUCAUCCCCAAAUGAAGAGCGAUACCGAAGUUAUAAGGGAUUUCUUUGUACCUACCGCAGAUUUUGAACCCCUAAAUUAUGCUUUUAACUAUGGCUAUGUCACUCACCAGAAUACAAUGGGACUUCAGAAAAUUGACCUCAAUACCUUUCACUAUGUGAGGUAUAUUGAUCUCUCAUCCUAUGCCUGUUUGCCCUAUUCUGUCACCUUCUCAGCCUACUAUGGCAUCGUAGUAAUUGCUUGCAUUGAACCGGACACCAACACUUGGCGUGGACAAUUGAUCCUCGAUUAUCUGACAGAUUCGGUUAUGGGUACAAAGCCUGCUAUUCAUGGAGUAGCACGUAUCUCACCCAAUUCCAGACAUAUCGUCACCACUUUUGUAGACAACAAUGCCGGAACAACGCUCACCGUGCAGCAAAUAACAUCGAGUGGCCUGCAAUUCUCCUUCGAUGUUAAAACCACACUCAAUAUCAGCGAUGUGACUUUCUAUGAGAGUCAAACGACCCAUGGGUAUGACUUGUUUGCCAGUGCCAGCGACAAAGAGGACAUUCUGUAUUUGAAUUUGGACUCAGGCAAGGUGGAAAUGAUAACAGGAGUCGGUCCGGGUGCACCUCAACUUCAACAACCAACACCAAUUUUCAAAUGGGGCAACUCCAUGCGAUCAAUUAAGUCUUCAGGACUCUUUGGGCAAUAUAUGGUGACUUUGACAAAUAGUGCCCUUUUUGUGAUUAAUGGCAAAAGUAAGACCGUCAACUGUGAAAUUGGCGGUGUUCUCAAUCCCGUUGGUGUUGUAUGGGCCAAGUAUCGGCAAAAUUCAUCAGCACAGACGCCUAGUCUUAUUCCCAGGAGUCACGAGGACAUCAACGAAAAUUAAUUUUUCCGGUAUGUUUAGACAAUGGUUUAAUAUACAAUGAACUAGAAAAAAAACAUUCUGAAAUGAUGACCUUUCUCUAUAUCUUUCUCCUUUGUUCUAUCACGUAUCAUUGGCACACGAUUAGGAAAAAGACAAAUUUUUCAAUUAUCACUAAAAUGAUAAAAAUUAUACACGUUUGUGUUUUUAUGGACAAAAAGAGAGAGAGAGAGAGUAAGAGAAGGAAAUAAACAAGUGGAAAAAAUGUCUAAAAUACACAAAAAAAAACAUUUUUUUCUAUCUAAAUUAACAGUGGAAUGUCCAUUUAUCUAUGAAAUCCACGAUUUCUAUUACAGCUCAAAAAAUAAGUUUAUUUUCUCACAAAUAAAUAUAACUCUUGAUUUCCUAAAUUCAUAUUUUUUAUCACCUGACACACCAAAAAGCAAAGAAAUAGCCUUUCACAGAGGACAAAUAUGAAUAUAGAGUUGUGAAUAAUUUUAAUGUGAGAAAUGACACGGAAGCACACAUUUUUCAAGAAAAACUCAUCACUUGAAUCAGCAAUUGUUCUAUCUGCUAUGCAAAAACAUUCAGAAAAAAUAAUUGUUACCUAAAGUAACAAAAUCUCUUGCUCUUUUAUUUUUUUUUUGCUUCAACUUGCAAUGCUGAUUCACGAAAUAGUACGCAAAAAAUGCGAAAAAAUAGAUGAUUAUUAAUUUGUAUACCAGAGCCAGAGAUUAUUACACAGAGUCAUCAGACAUCGUCACAUUUUAUUUGACUUACCAAUUAGGAUUAACGAGUUUGCGAAGAAGUAUCACUGCGAUGAUAAAAUAAAAUAUGAAAAAAUACAGGGUCUCAGAGGAAUGUGUGACGUGAUAUCGAGAUAUUUGAAAUUGAUUUUUGCAUAACAUGAAGAUUAUUUCCCAACAACUAAUUUCUUCACAAUCUUGGCGAGCAAAGUUUUUCAAUAUUUUAUAUGCAAAUACUUUCACUGAUGCACGAAAGGUUUUGGGCGAAAUUCUUUCAGGUGAAAUAUUGUACUGAAUUAAAUGCAAAAAAAAACAUUUGCAGUAGCUGGAGGAGAUGUUACACGCACUCAUAUUAAACUCAUAUUCUUUUAAAAUAAUUCUUUCCCAUUUUUUUUUAAUUUUCCUAGGCUUCAGAAUACAAAGACUAUAUUAUUUAGUGGAAAAAAUUAAAUAAAUCACUUUUCUUAAGCUGAAAAAAUGGCACCAGAACAUUAGGAAUUAAAUUUACAAGAAAAUUUGCACGGUGUUGCAACUGCUAAAGACAGCUUACAAAAUAUUAAGAUGUGAAAUUCAUUACUUAUUCAGUAGUUUAUGCGAGAGAACACAGAUUGACUUUUAAAUUUCUUUUAACUUUCUGUGAAAGAACUCAAUUAAGGGGUUACAUGAAUCAAAAAGACUGAAAAACAGCAUAUUUUCUCAAUUUUUUUCAGCACAAUAAAAAAAAUAUUUGAUUCAGUCUCUAUAAAAAGUACAACAUUUCAACUUUAUUUUCUGAAAAUUUCAUUUAAAAAUCUUAAAAAUUCAGCCUUUGGAACCUGAUUGUUGGAGACCUUUUUAAAAAAACCUACUUUGCGAUGGACGACAAGAUUACUCAGAAUAAAUAAAUCUAAAAACGAAAAA